Messenger RNA from Impatiens glandulifera, 1689 nucleotides. RefSeq names its product stress response protein NST1-like. The record is from RefSeq and is a predicted model, not a curated record. The transcript has 3 exons. Lineage: Eukaryota; Viridiplantae; Streptophyta; Magnoliopsida; Ericales; Balsaminaceae. The coding region runs from base 241 to 1461 and encodes 406 amino acids.
CCUAACAAAUUUCUGAAAUACCAUAUGCAAUUUUCUCCAUCGGCGAAAACCUAAAUCUAGGGUUUGCUUUGGAUUCUUCAGUCGGAGACAUACAACUUUGUUUAUUUGGGUUUUCAUUCCGAUCGAUCGGUACACUCUUAUUAGGAUCUUGAUUCUUUUGACCGUCUCAAUUUUUCGCGUCCUCCGGAGAAAAAAAAAGUUAAUUUCUGUUUGCGAUCUUUGAUUACCGAAGGAAGGAAGAUGUCUCGGUGUUUUCCGUUCCCACCACCUGGUUAUUCUGCAAAGAUUUCUAUCAACGAGACCUUGAUCGAAUCGAUUAAGCUCCAGAGAGAAACAGAGAAGGCCAAAGCUGAAAGGAAGAAGGAAAGGAGAAGAGAGAAGAAAGAUAAAAGAAAGGAAAAAAAAGAAAGCGACAAGUCAUUAAAUGCGGCUGUUGAUGAGAAGGGAAGGGAUGAUAAAUGCGAGACAAAAAAGAGAAAGCGCAGUGAAGAAAAGGUCAGAAAAAGCGGCGAUAAAAAAAGGCGUCGAGAAGACAAAUCUCCGAAACAACAAAGUGAGAAGAAAACUCAUGCAGAAGAGAAACCGAAACUUGAUGAAGAGAAAAAGAGAGGAGUAAAUACAAACGAAUUAUUGGAGAAGAGUGAUCUUACUCAGGAGCAUGAGCAACCCCUUUAUUCACAGAACACAUACUGUUUGUCAGACAGUUCAGAGAACAGCAACCAAAGAAAACUGCAGCAAGCAACUACAUUACAUGAAAAUGCUGUCAAUGCUCAAGGAAAGCAACUGAUUAGAAUUCGACUACCCUCUUUAAAGAACCAACCUGUAGCUGUGUCGUUAUCAACAAGUAAAGAUGAACAACCCUGCUCAACUUCUGGUAGAGCAGAUUCUGAAACUGGUGAUGGAUAUGAUAAGUUGUUGCCCAAAAAUGAGGAAAAAAUAAGUUCCGAUGCCCCUUCAGGGAUAAAGGGGGUUAUUUCUAAUCUGAAUCUGAAGCAGACUGCUCAUGUUGUGCCUUGUUCAUCUUCUUCAUUUGAGAAGAAGAUGAAAAAGGUAGAAUUGGUUUCUAAUCCGAAUCUGAAGCAGACUGCUCAUGUUGUGCCUUGUUCAUCUUCUUCAUUUGAGAAGAAGAUGAAAAAGGUAGAAUUGGUUUCUAAUUUGAAUCUGAAGCAGACUGCUCAUGUAGUGCCUUCUUCUUCUUCUUCAUUUGAGAAGAAGAUGAAAAAGGUAGAAUUGGUUUACAAAGCUUUAGUAGAGAAUUUGGGGCCAUCACUAAAUGAAGAGAUGCCAGAUACAAAUGAUGAGUUUGAUUGGCUAUUUAAGAGAAGUGAAAGGUGUUGUAAACCUGUUGCUGCUGCAAAUGAUAAUAGUGGUGGAGAUGAGAGAUCUUCUACUAUGUGGCCUAGAGCACAUUAUCUUGCUGAAGCUGAUGUUUAUUUGAUGCCAUUCACUAUUCCCUUUUAAUAGUGAGUGAGUGAGAAAGAGUAUAUUCCAGUUUUGUUUAGUUGUUAGGUAGUUGGCAGGUUUAUGGUGCUAUUGCCAUGCAUUCUGGUUUCAUUUGCUUACAUUCAAAACUAAAGGCUGUUUUUUUGCUUCUUUAUGUAUUGUAUGUCGUUUGAUACUCUGAUGUAUGACAUUUUUACCAACAAAGUUGGGCAGGCUAAAUGAGUUCUUUUAUACUACGACAUUUUA